AUGUCAUUAGACUCCAUUGCUCUGAAAAAGCUACAAUGUGUUUAUGGAUUUGUUUUCGCUAUGAACAGAGGGAAACCACACACUUUAGAGGUAUUGGUGGAUACGUGGCCAGCUUUUACCACCAUCAUUGUUCGACCAGAUCCAAAUGUGAGAAAAAAAACCAAAGGACUUUAUGACGAAGUCCUGAGAAGAAUGCUUGCUGUGGAAGAUGCAAUUGACUGGAGCACGUACUUUCUAAUAGGAGCUGAUUACCAGGUAAGAUGUGACCUAGAGCCCAGAUUGUCUGUCCUCAAUGAAUCACACGCCAAUGUAGUUAAUAAGACUUGGAAAUUUGGUGGGGAUGACAAAGGUUACAGGAACAUCCUGAAUCUCAUUAGACAUUUCCCCACAUGUUGCAUUACAGAUGAGAACAAUCAGCCUGUGUCCUGGGUGCUGUUAUAUGAUUACUGUGCCAUGGGGAUGUUGUACACUCAGCCAGAGCAUCGUGGGAAGGGCUAUGCCAAAGCUUUGGUGACCACAAUGGCACAGAGGCUCCAUUCUCAGGGCUAUCCUGUGUACUGUUUCAUUGAAGAAUGCAAUCCGCUUUCCUACAAACUUUUUAAAAGCAUGUUUUUUUCAGUGGACCCCUCAUAUAGGGUUGUCUGGUAUGAAUUUAUUUGUUAG
Sinocyclocheilus anshuiensis is the source of this 663-nucleotide messenger RNA. RefSeq names its product glycine N-acyltransferase-like. Gene Ontology annotation, cellular component: mitochondrion. Gene Ontology annotation, molecular function: glycine N-acyltransferase activity. Bases 1 to 663 code for a protein of 220 amino acids. The record is from RefSeq and is a predicted model, not a curated record. Lineage: Eukaryota; Metazoa; Chordata; Actinopteri; Cypriniformes; Cyprinidae. The transcript is spliced from 5 exons.